UGUGUGUGUUGUGCACAGCAAAACUGUCAACUGUUCACAUACGCGAUGACACACCAACUGACGCCUGUGUAGCGCUGUUGGAGGGAAAAAUUGCCGAUUGUUUUGCUCGCGUUGUUUUCUGUGUGGCGCGGUAUUUGGACCGUGAUAAGCUUACGCGCAUCAAAGAUGAGUGCCGCUUCAACCUCGAACAUCGUCAUCUCGGAAGAUACACCAUCGGAACAGGAACAAAUUCGUAAAGCCUCCCGAAUGACGCUGAAGGAAGUGCAAAACGUCGUCAGCACGCUGAAGGAAAACUUCUAUCCGGGAAAGGCGCUGAUGACGGCACACGCUACCGGCUUGAAAGAGCUGCCGUUGGCAGCGCCCAACAAACCACAGCAUCCGACCGAACCGAAACGCUGCAAAACGGUAGAACAAACCACGCAAACGACGCUCGAAGAGGAGCAGAAUCUGACGGGUCCGAUCCCUCAGGACUCGUACUGGGCGAAGCUGGCCGAAAAACGACGACUCGCGCUGAAGGAUACGCUCGACGAAAAUGCCCGCCUGCACAUGGAGCUGAGCGAAAAGGACGAGGAGCUAAGCAACCUACGGAAUGUGGUCGCGUCGCUAGAAAGUUUGGUAGAAACGGUGGUGGAAAUGCUGAACGACCAGCCCGAAACGAAGACGACCGGGCCGGACGAAACGCCCAAGGUGGACGACAGUGGAAUUGCGCAUUCCCUGCUGGAUGAUGGAACGGAUAAUUAGGGCAUUAAUGGAGAAGGUCGUUUAGGGUAGCACUUCUUUUCUUUUCUUCUUCUUUCGUCCUCUUACUAGUAGUUUAAGAUUGUUACCACCCAGUAUACAUGGAUGAUGCAUUUUUUCGUACACCUUUUGAUACGCGUUUUUUUUUGUCAUUAUGAAUAAAUAAAUACAACUCGAUGUAGCGCCUGUA
Anopheles stephensi (Asian malaria mosquito) is the source of this 928-nucleotide messenger RNA. It is a transcript of the gene geminin, whose product is annotated as multicilin. Gene Ontology annotation, biological process: negative regulation of cell cycle; negative regulation of DNA replication. The transcript has 2 exons. The record is from RefSeq and is a predicted model, not a curated record. The coding region runs from base 166 to 741 and encodes 191 amino acids. Gene Ontology annotation, cellular component: nucleus. NCBI's taxonomy places the organism in Eukaryota, Metazoa, Arthropoda, Insecta, Diptera, Culicidae.